UUAGUGGAGGAAAUUGCAAUAUUGAUAAGAAACAACAUUACUUAAUUUGCCAGCGAGGCGCACCACAAGCCAAUCUCUUGAGACCAUAAACCAUAAAUUGCUUAUCAGUCCGAAUGAGGCAUUAAUCGGCUCUCGGGCACAGCAGCAGCGUUCAAAAUUCAUCGUGUGUCGCUGCAGUCGUGGAGCAAAAUAAAAAAAUAGAAAACAAGAUUAAAAAUAAACUACACCACCUAUUCGGUUCAGUUUUCGGGCAGGCUGACGCACUCGGAAAAAAAUGCAUGUGCUGCUGGUGAACGAGUCUCCGUCGCCGUCGCACAAGUGCAGGGAAAAGUGCGACUAAUUGUAUUCGCCACAAAACGUCAUAUAAACUAUAGUAUAAAAGCGGAAUUGGAAAAUUAGGUCGUCGUUUGUUGUUGCUCUUGGAAUCAAAAUUAUUUGUGGCUUGGCUUAAAAGUUAAAGCAAGCGGACGGACGGACCACGGGCCCAAAGAGAAGUCAACAAAAACGACUUUGAGAGAGAGACGAGGCGACGCACACGAAAUAAUUAUAACAACACGUUCAAAGUGAAGGUCAACGUCACAACGGCGACGACUAAGGCAACGACAUCAGCGGCAACUCUGGCUGCCGAAAACCAAAGUGAACGCCGCCUUCCCUCGAGCUAGCGAUUUUCAGCCUGGGCAACCCCUCCAUAACCACAUCCACUGCAGCACAAUGUCUCCCACAGGCAUGUCCAACUCCACAUCCAUAUCCUUCUCCUCCGCCCAGCGGCUGGUGUUCACAUUCCUACUGGCCCUGCUCAUCAUGGUCGCCAGUGUACUCAGCAGUGACACCGCCAUGCCCACACAAAACAUGUCCCACAAGGAGAGAACGGAGCUAAGGGAAGAGGCGCGCGACAUGUUCUACCAUGCAUAUCGUGCGUACAUGGAAAACGCCUAUCCAGCCGACGAGCUGAUGCCUCUCUCCUGCAAAGGGCGCUACCGGGGCGUGACACCCUCUCGGGGCGACAUGGAUGACAUACUGGGAAAUUUCUCCAUGACCCUGGUGGAUACUCUGGAUACCCUGGUGCUGCUCGGUGACUUUACAGAGUUCGAGCAUGCCGUCAAAUUGGUCAUUCGUGAUGUCCAGUUCGACAGCGACAUCAUUGUGUCGGUGUUUGAGACAAACAUUCGGAUGGUGGGCGGCCUGCUGUCGGCUCACAUUCUCUCCGAGUACCUGCAGAAGCAGGUGGACGUGAUGCACUGGUACAAGGGCGAGCUGCUGGAGAUGGCCCGCGAGCUGGGCUAUCGUCUGCUGCCGGCGUUCAAUACGUCCACAGGGAUACCGCAUGCGAGGGUAAACCUGCGCAACGGCAUGAAGGAUCCCAUGCUGAAGAAGUCGCGCGAGACGUGUACGGCCUGUGCCGGCACGAUUCUGCUGGAGUUUGCUGCCCUGUCGCGUCUCACAGGGGAUCCCAUAUUCGAGGUGCGCGCCCAUGCCGCCAUGGAUGCGCUGUGGAAGCUGCGCCAUCGCGGCUCAGAUCUGAUGGGCACCGUCCUGAACGUCCACUCCGGCGAUUGGGUGCGCCGCGACUCGGGCGUGGGUGCCGGCAUCGACAGCUACUACGAGUAUUUGUUCAAGUCGUACGUCCUGCUGGGCGACGACAAGUAUCUGGCGCGUUUCAAUCGCCACUACAAUGCCGUUAUGAAGUACGUCAGCGAGGGACCCAUGCUGCUGGACGUGCUAAUGCACAGGCCGCACGCGAAGUCCAGGAACUUCAUGGACUCGCUGCUGGCCUUCUGGCCGGGCCUCCAAGUACUGUCUGGUGAUCUGAAGCCAGCAGUGCAGACCCACGAGAUGCUCUACCAGGUCAUGCAGAUGCACAAUCUCAUCCCGGAAGCAUUUACCGUAGACUUUCAAAUCCAUUGGGGCCAGCACCAUCUGCGGCCCGAGUUCAUUGAGUCCACGUACUUUUUGUAUCGCGCCACGGGCGACCACCACUACCUGCAGGUGGGCAAGCGAGCGCUGAAGACUCUGCAGCAGUAUGCCAAGGUCUCCUGCGGCUAUGCGGCUGUGAAUGAUGUGCGGACGGGCAAGCACGAAGAUCGCAUGGACUCGUUCGUCCUCUCCGAGACAUUCAAGUAUCUGUUUCUGCUGUUCUCCGAGCCGCAGGAUCUGAUCAUCAAUGUGGAUGAGUUUGUCUUCACCACGGAAGCGCAUCUGCUGCCCCUGUCGAUUGCACAACUAGGGAAUGCCACGUUUAGCUUUCGGCAAUCGGACGAGCACAAUGUACUCGACUUCAUGCGCACCUGCCCCAGCUCCAAUAAGCUUUUUCCUGAGAAAGUACGCAAACCAUUGCGCAACUUCAUUACGGGCUCGUGCCCGCGCACCAGCAGUGGCAAGCGACUCAGCGCCCUGGAUUUUCAGGCAAGCAAUGCGGAUCAUCUGCGAGCUGUUUACGACAUGGGCAUCACCAUGGUUUCGGUAGGGGACCGCAGCCAAGGCAAGGUGCGACUGUUUCAUAGUUUCUAUAAUGCCAAGAGUCACGAGGAGGGCGAAAUGGGACUGCAGUUUAUGCAGGAGAUGCUUGAGCUAACAAAGAUUCAGAACAUGAAUCAGCUGGCGCAGUUGCAGGCCGUGGCUUAUGCCACUGAUGAGAAGCUUCAGGAUUGGACUGCCCUAAUGGCCGGACCUUCGCACUUUAGUCCAGAGCUGAUUGGUGAGCAGUUUGUCGAGGGCGACGUCAUACUGGCCAAUCCGUUGCGAGCCUGCAGCGAGAAGCUCAAUCCGGUGGAGGAUGGCGCUGAUGAUGCGAGGGGCAAGGUUCUGGUGGCCGAACGCGGCGAUUGCACGUUUGUCAGCAAGGCACGACUGGCACAAAAGGCCGGCGCUGUGGCUUUAAUUGUCUGUGAUAAUGUACCAGGUUCUUCCGGUGAGACGCAACCGAUGUUUGCCAUGUCCGGCGAUGGCACCGACGAUGUACUCAUACCCGUGGUCUUCAUGUACAACGUGGAGUUCAGUAAACUGGCGGCGGUAAUGAAGCGGUACGAGCAUCCGCUCCGUGUGCGGAUCAUGCAAAUGGUGGAGUUCAAGCGCUGGCAACUGGCCAAAGAGGGGCGGCAGAACGGCACGACGGCAUCGGCCCAAAAGCCGGACAGGGAAUUGUAGUGGCUGCACUCCACCCACCCCACCGUAAACGCUUCUGCUUCAGCGGCUCCCGAAAGUGGCUUUCGCAAAACCCCUAUUUGAAAGAAUAUCAAUGGAAAUUUCAACAUUCGUAAUUUGUACAUUUUGGCCGCUUAGUCGCAACUAUAUUAUAAAAUUCUUGUACUUUACUAGACACGUAAGGAUCCCCCCGCACACCCGUAUACGGAACCACUUGAGCUAGCCGUACAUUUUAGGACUUUCCUCUUCGGGAGAGUUUUUUUUGCUUUCAUUUGCAUUUUGUGAUUCGGUUCGGCGCAACUCUCUCAGGCUGGCAAUUGGCUUUCAAGUAGCUGCAACUAUUGCCGGGCCGAUCGAACAACUUCAGAUAUUGCCCACACACAUGGUACAUACACUGUACGAGUGUAGUUCCGCAGCUUCCCCUUCCAAUUUUUAUAUCGAGUUUUACUUUCCGUGUAAGUAAAUCUUUUGUACAUACAAACAUUAGAUGUUAGCAAAACAAAAAGUACUAAUUAGUGUUUAGUUUUAAGCGCAACUAGAUUACUAAGUAAUAAGUCGAUAACGAGAAGCCAAUCUGUAGUUGAAAUUGUUUAGUUCAUAUACCAAAAUAGUUUAAAAUAUACGAGAAUUUGAUAAAACCAAA
Drosophila subobscura is the source of this 3784-nucleotide messenger RNA. It is a transcript of the gene Edem2, whose product is annotated as ER degradation-enhancing alpha-mannosidase-like protein 3. Gene Ontology annotation, molecular function: calcium ion binding; mannosyl-oligosaccharide 1,2-alpha-mannosidase activity. Bases 712 to 3144 code for a protein of 810 amino acids. NCBI's taxonomy places the organism in Eukaryota, Metazoa, Arthropoda, Insecta, Diptera, Drosophilidae. The record is from RefSeq and is a predicted model, not a curated record. The transcript has 8 exons. Gene Ontology annotation, biological process: carbohydrate metabolic process; mannose trimming involved in glycoprotein ERAD pathway; endoplasmic reticulum mannose trimming. Gene Ontology annotation, cellular component: endoplasmic reticulum; membrane.